Messenger RNA from Anthostomella pinea, 1362 nucleotides. Lineage: Eukaryota; Fungi; Ascomycota; Sordariomycetes; Xylariales; Xylariaceae. The record is from the annotation of a GenBank genome assembly.
AUGAAGGUCUCCCAGAUCACCCUCCUCGGCUUCCUCGGCUGCUCAAGCCUGGCUCUCGCCAAGACCUUCCCACGCUUCCGACCAGGCCACUUCAAGCGAGACGGCAACAGCACCACCACCACCAUGCUCCAACUAAGCACCGACGCGGAAUUCCAGUACCAGCUCGUGCGCGCCCUCUCCGUGGCGCCCUACCUGGGCUCCGACAUCGGCGAGCUGCUGAUCGCCGUGAACCGGCUCACAGCAGGCGACAUGGACAGCUACUACGCCGCCUUCAACGCGCUCGCGACGCGUGUCCACGACACGGCGGACGCCAUCAACGUAACGAAAUACCCCGUCUCAGUGCGCGACGCCCGCUUCCGCGAGGCAACCUACUGGCGCUCGGCCGACUUCUUCCUGCACGGCAACUGGAGCGACCCGCGCAUCAACUCGCUGUGGGCCUCGCAGACGGCCGCGUUCGACGAUGCGAUCGCGCUGCUGUCGACGCCCGGGGAGCGCGUCACGCUCCCGUCGGCCGGCGGGAAUUUCUCGGUGCCGGCUAUUUUCUACGGCACGGGGCUGCCGGGCCGGAGGCCGACGCUCAUCAUGUGCAGCGGGAUGGACGGGUCACAGGAGGAGAUGUACCACAUAGUCGGCGCCGCGGCGUUGCAGCGUGGCAUGAACGUCAUAACCUUUGAGGGACCCGGACAGCCGACGGUGCGGCGCGAUCAGGAUCUCGGGUUUAUCCCGGAGUGGGAAGAGGUCGUCACGCCCGUGGUCAACUAUGCGCUGACGCGGGAUGAGGUGGACGGGAGUAAGCUGGGACUUCUCGGCCAAUCAUUCGGGGGCUACCUGGCGCCGCGCGCGGCCGCCUUUGAGCACCGCCUCGCGGCCGUCAUGGCCAUCGACGGCAUCUACGACUUUGGGCAGGGCCUGCUGGACCAGUUCGGAUCCGACUUCACGCGGCUGUUCGACGCCGGCAACGCGACGGCCUUCAACAACGCCAUCGACACCCAAGUCCUCAACAACCCCGACGCCCCGACCAGCGCGGUCUGGGGCAUUCAGCAGGGGAUGUGGGCCUUCAACGUCCCGACGCCCUAUGAGUGGAUCUCGCGCGCGCAGAACUACACGCUGGACGGCAUCGCGGGGGACAUCAAAGUGCCGGUUUUCGUGGGCGAGUCGCAGGACGAUGAUAACCUCCCCGGACAGCCGAAGGCGCUGGCGGAUGCGCUGGGUGACCUUGCUACCUACCAUCUCUUCGAGUCGGUUGAUGGCGCGGGUCUGCACUGCGCGGUCGGUGCCAGCGUUCUGGCCAAUCAGGUCGUACUCGAUUGGUUCGAGGACAUAGUGUCUUGGGAUCAGUUGAACUGCGAUUCGGAAAUGUAG